AUGCAACGAUUGUUAUGCACGUAUUUCAUAUUAUUACUAAUAUAUUUAUUAACUGUAAUUGAAUCUAAAAAAUCCUGCUCAAUUAAUACUGGAAAAAGAGAAACUUCUUCAUCAAUUCGACAUAGACAUGGUCUUUUCGAAACCACACAAUUAAAUUUGACUAUAGAGAAAUUUAAUAUUCAACAUCGAAAUUCAAAAAUUGAUUGGAUUCGGAAUAUAACAUAUCAAUCUCCAUUUGUUGCUGUAACAACAUAUGAUCGAGAUGUCAUUCUGUCGGAAUAUGAAUAUAAUCCAAUAGCUGGUUUACGUAUUGCUCGUGUAUCACCUGAAAAUCAAGUUGUUUGGAAUUAUACUUAUGAUUUAACAGCUCAAUCAUCGAUUGUUAUAGUUCACAAACAAUUAGAAUCUAUCUGGUUUGCUCAAUAUUCUCAAUCAACGAAUUCAUCUUAUCUAAUUGGUUUACAUGCAAUAAAUGGAACUGUUCGACAUAAUUUUACUAUAUUAAAUUAUAUUAAUUUUCAAGUAGAUUUACAAUCUGCACAUAUUUGUGCUGUAUCCUAUGAUUAUUUGUGGAAGACACCUAACUUUACAUUACAAUGUUUUGAUGCAUCAUUGCCAAAGAGACAAUUGUUGUGGACAACUAAUUUGACUAUGGCAGAUAAAGUCAGUACAUAUAAUGUAUUUGUUUCAUCUCCAGCAAUUAAUUCAAAAAUAAAACGUGUAUAUCUAUCGACAAUGCCUGGUUAUAUUUAUCCGAUUGGCUAUGGAAAUAAUUCUUUGAUGGGAAUUGAUCUUCUUACUGGAAAAUUAUUGUAUCAAAAUUGGUUAUAUACGGCCGAACAUUGGUUAUCUAUUGGUCAUCCUUUGUCAUCAGCAAAUGAUGACGGUAUUGUUUAUUUGUCAGGACGAACAUUAAUGGCAUUCAAUGGAGAAAAUGGUACAUUGAGAUUUUUAAGAGCAAGACCAGCCACAUAUGAUCAACGUGUCGAUAGUUCCAUUAAUGAUACAACUAUUAUUAAUAUUAAUUAUCUUGGUGAUUUUACGUUUCGACAAAUAUUAUCGUUAUGGGAUGGUGAUAAUGGUCAAUUAUUAUGGAAUGUCAGUGUACCGAAUAGUAAUUUCUAUGUAAAUUAUCCAGUAACUACUACUGUUCGUACAUGUGAUCGUUUACAUUUGACUGCACAAGAUUAUUUUAUUAUUGGUCGUUUACCAUCGUCAAAUGAACCAGUUUGGAGAUUCAAUACAUCUGUAGCACAAGGUCGUGUAGCACGUCUUGGUGUUACUAAUGAAACUUUGUUCGUUGUUGUUGUAUACUAUGAACAUCAAGAAUUAUGGAAAAUAUCGUUACCUCAAUCAUUCAUUGAACAACAACAACAACAACAAGACAAACAUUCAUUUUCAUCGAACUAUACACAAUGUGGUGCCUACUGCAACAAUUAUACUGAUUGUCUUUUAUAUUCUUGUGGUAAAUGUGUUGAUAAUCGCUGCACUUUACCGGAUCCAUCUCCGAGUUCAUGUAAGAAUGAAGGUGAUUGUAAUCAAAUGAUAACAACAUGUCUUAGCGGAUUUUGUAGAACAAUGUGGCCAGAUUGCUUUGGACAAUGUAAUAGUUAUUGGACAAAAUGUUAUUCAAUUGAUUGUCCGCGCUGUACUGGAUAUGAUUGUCAGUCUUAA
Messenger RNA from Rotaria sp. Silwood1, 1674 nucleotides. The record is from the annotation of a GenBank genome assembly. NCBI's taxonomy places the organism in Eukaryota, Metazoa, Rotifera, Eurotatoria, Philodinida, Philodinidae.